AUGGAUCCCGCAAACAGAGCAAUCCAGGAACUGACUCCAUCCAAUACCUCAUCCGGAAAGCUUCAACCUCCACCUUCUAGGCGUCGAGACAAGGCCCAGCUUAGCUGCAAGUCGUGUCGCUCGCGGAAGGUCCGUUGCGAUCGUUUACGUCCAUGUAGCAAUUGCUCCAGCCGGGGGCUUGGCUUCUCUUGUGUUUAUACCAAAACCACCACCUCAGUUGCCUCUUCACCUGCGCAAGCAGCCUCGUCAGCCCGCCUUCAACUUCCCGCCACCAAUAUGAAGGAUCGUAUUGAUCAGUUAGAGAGUCUGGUUUUGGAACUCAUGCACCAAAUUGAGUCAAGCCCUCAUCUCCAAAAUGAGCUCUUUAUUACUGGCAGAUCUAUCCGACUUGGAGAGCUUACGAAGUCAAUAGGUGAAUCGCCAUUGGGGGACCUCCGAAACGUUACAUCUGAUCAACGAUCUCGGAAUGACCGAUCCAAUUCGCGCGGAAAUUUGGAUCGAGUCACUGUGCUGGAAUAUGACGCGCAGCAUUAUGUCUCCCCAUCCCCAUCUGACUAUGGUAGCUUCAGGACUCCAGAGACAAGUGUCAAUUAUGUUAGUAGCUCGCAUUGGGCUGGCAUUUUAGAUGGUAUUACCGAUCUACGGAACCACCUCACACGGGAUGAGGAGGCUCAUCCUGUGGUUUUGGAUCCUACCUGGCAACCGGCAAGCUUCCCUAAACCCAAUUUGCUCUACAGUUGCGCAAUGCAUCAAACCUCUGCCUCAAUACUGAAGUCUCUGCCACCUCGCCCUACUGUGGACAGAUUAAUUUCUCGUUACUUCAACAUCAUUGACAUAGCCCCUGGUAUGCUAAGCUCUGCCCAGCCCCCAUUACUUUUGAACAAUACCCUGACCAUGAUCCAAACUGACUACUGGGAACCAGGUAUUGUGCACAGUGGCAAAUUCCUCCGAGAGUACGAGAGAUUUUGGAAGGCACCACAUGACGCCCCAAUCUUGUGGAUUGGUAUUCUAUUUAGUAUUAUGUGCCUGUCGACCCAGUUCCUGCAGGCCUUUCCUAGUACCACUGGGUGCUCUCCUACACUCGGACACUUAAGAAAGACAUCCCAGGUCGGAGACAAUCAAUCAUUGGUAGAGACGUACAAACAGAAGGUGAUCCAAUGUCUCCUCCUGGGUCAUUACACAAAGGGUGGACCAUGCGUUCUGGAGACACUGAUUCUCUAUUUCCUGAUCGAGAAUUUCCACCUCAAAGACAUGGAGAUUGGUAUUUGGGUCCUGGUGGGAAACAUAGUACAGAUUGCCAUACAUAUGGGCUAUCACCGCGACGCGAAGCAUUUUCCAUCCAUAUCCCCCUUCGCCGGUGAAAUGCGGAGGCGUGUGUGGGCGAUGAUCGUCCAGUUAGACUUUAGCGUCUCUACACAGUUGGGGCUUCCUAGGCUGGUCAAAGAAAGUGACACCGAUACUGCCGAGCCACGGAACCUGAAUGAUUCAGACUUCGAUGAGGACGCUUCCGCAUUGCCCGAUUCAAAGCCCGAGACCGAGGUGACACCUACUCUCUACGUCCUAGCCAAGCUCCGGCUACUCUCGGUAGGAGCUAAGGUCGCCGAUGUGGCUACGGAACCACAGCCACAUGCGUAUGCCCACAUCCUGGCGCUUGAUCAACAGAUUGACGAGGCUAGGAACACGAUCCCAUCCAGUUUGAAGUGGAUUGACCUCGCAUCGUCCCUCAAUGUCCCAUCUCAAAUCAUGGUUCAAAGGAUAUGGCUGGAGGUGAUCAUCCAUCAACUGAAGAUUGUCUUGCAUAGGACGUUUCUUGAGCCCUCUCGCCUUCACCGGCAGUAUGACAGCUCACGGUCAGCAUGCUUGGAUUCUGCGAUGAAGAUUUUAGAAUUCCAGCGUCUCGUUGAUGAGGAGACACAGGUAGAUGGUCUGUUGUACCAGAGCCGCUGGAAAGUUUCGUCUGCUUUCAUAAACGACUUCCUUCUGGCCACAAGUGUGCUUAGCUUCUAUGUCCAAACUCAUAAUAAUGAAAGGGACACAGCCCCUGGCAAUUCCAGAGACUCUGAAGUUGAGCUGGUGGACAUGGCCCAAAUCAAAGAUCUCCUAAGAACAUCCCAGGCCAUCUGGAGUCGGCAAUCUACUAACUCGAGAGAGGCUCGAAAAGCCGUCGUGGCUAUUAGGUAUGUUCUAGGUGGCUCUCGUGCAAGCACUGAGCCCCACGCCUCCGAGGACGCAUUGCUCUCUGCUGUUCCAGCCACAGCUGUCUCUUACUUUCCAGGCUACUCAGACUUCACAUCGAACUAUGACAUACCCGGUAUGGACCUGGGAUCUACAUCUACAAUGGAAGGAAUGACAUGGCCCAUAUUCACAGCAAACCUGAAUGAUGAUGUCGAGCAGUGGCUUGGAGGGAAUGGUUCCCAACAGAUGGAUAUGACAUUGUGA
Molecule: messenger RNA, 2439 nt
Organism: Penicillium hordei
Lineage: Eukaryota; Fungi; Ascomycota; Eurotiomycetes; Eurotiales; Aspergillaceae
Exons: 5
Coding region: 1-2439 (812 amino acids)
Biological process (GO): DNA-templated transcription; regulation of DNA-templated transcription
Cellular component (GO): nucleus
Molecular function (GO): zinc ion binding; DNA-binding transcription factor activity, RNA polymerase II-specific; DNA binding
Source: RefSeq, a predicted model, not a curated record